AUAAAGAUGGGCAACGGUGCUGCAAUCCCUGAUGGUCCUCCAAGGAGGAUUGUGAUGAUCGGUAAAACUGGUGUUGGGAAGAGUGCUGUUGGCAACACCAUCCUGGGCAAAACGUAUUUUGAAUCUAAUGUGAGCUCAGAGUCAGUGACGCAAACCUGUGAGUUUCAAAAUGUUCCAAACUGUUUGAGAAGGAUCACUGUGGUUGACACACCCGGCCUUCUGGAUACGUCUAAAACUGCAGACAUCAUGAAGAAGGAAAUCGCAAAAUGUAUUCAGAUUACUACUCCGGGCCCUCAUGUCUUCCUGCUGGUCCUACAGAUUGGUAGGUUUACCAAAGAAGAGCAAAACUGUGUGGAUGCCCUGGAAAAACUGUUUGGACCAAAGGCCUCAAACUACAUGAUUGUCGUGUUCACUCAUGGUGACAAACUGACUAAGAAGGGCAUAACAAUAGAACAUUAUCUGAAAGAGGGCCAUAAGAAGGUUAAACAGUUGCUGAACAGAUGUGGUAACAGGUAUCAUAUGUUUGACAACAGUAACAUAAAGAACAGAGCUCAAGUUGUCAAUCUGAUCAAAAAAAUUGAUGAGAUGGUGGCAUCAAAUAAAGAAACUUACUACACUGAUGAAAUGUUUGAGGAGGCAGCAAGAAUUCUGGAGCUGAACAAGAAAAAAGAAACCGAACAACAGCUGACUAACAAUGUACCCUUCAUGUCUAAUGUCAGGGAAAAAGUUCUUUUGUUUCAGAAGAUCUUGGCAGAGGAUGAAGCUGAGUAGGGCCACAUUGAUUAAAUCUCGGACUCAAACAUGGGACAUUACUCUAAUUAGUCCUCAGUUCAUUUUUUAAUUACACUGGCUCAAUUGGUUGUCAUUUGAAGAAAAAAUAAAUG
This is a messenger RNA of Neolamprologus brichardi, 884 nucleotides long. RefSeq lists its product as uncharacterized. The record is from RefSeq and is a predicted model, not a curated record. Gene Ontology annotation, molecular function: GTP binding. NCBI's taxonomy places the organism in Eukaryota, Metazoa, Chordata, Actinopteri, Cichliformes, Cichlidae.